AUGGCCGACGAAAGCAAACCUCCGUUUCCCCCAUUUACGCUGGAAACCGCGAAAAUCAAAGUCAAGGCCGCCCAAGACGCCUGGAACACAAAGACGCCGGACAAGGUCAAGAUGGCAUACACGCCCGACACCAUCUGGCGCAACCGCGAUCAGUUCCUCCAAGGCCGCGACGCGGUCCGCAAGUUUCUGGCCGACAAGUGGGCGACGGAGAAUGGCUACCGCCUGCGCAAGGAGCUCUUUGCGUUUACGGACAACAAGAUUGCGGUGCAGUUUUGGUACGAGUGGCACGACGAGAGGGGCCAGUGGUGGCGCACGUACGGGCUCGAGGACUGGACGUUUGCGGAGAAUGGGCUGAUGAGGAAGCGUCAGAUGAGCGGCAACGAUGUCAGGAUUGGGGAGGAGGAGCGGUGGUUCAAGGACGGGGUGGAUGUGAAUUCCGUAGAUAUUGAGGAGCGUCAUUGGUAG
Beauveria bassiana ARSEF 2860 is the source of this 465-nucleotide messenger RNA. Its product is annotated as DUF1348 domain protein. NCBI's taxonomy places the organism in Eukaryota, Fungi, Ascomycota, Sordariomycetes, Hypocreales, Cordycipitaceae. The coding region runs from base 1 to 465 and encodes 154 amino acids. The record is from RefSeq and is a predicted model, not a curated record. The transcript is spliced from 2 exons.